AGACCGGGGGCGGGGCCUGUGACUGCUUCCGGCUUCCGGAAGCCUCGGUCGCCGCGCGUCGCCGUCAUGGCAGCCGAGGAGAAGGACCCCCUGAGCUACUUCGCAGCGUACGGGAGCAGCAGCUCAGGCUCCUCGGACGAGGAGGACAGCAGCGAGCCGGAGGAGACGAGUCAUGGAACGGCAGGCAGGGAGGUGCAUGUGCCCCGCGGACGCCGGGCGCCUCGGUGGCUCACGGCGCCCCGUGUGUUUGCUCAACAGCCGCCGAAGGAGUUCAGAGUCUGGAAGUCCAACUGCGUGCCGCCCCCGGAGACGUACGCGGCGGAGAAGAAGCCGCCGCCGCCCGAGCUGGACAUGGCCAUCAAGUGGUCCAACAUCUACGAGGACAACGGCGACGACGCCCCGCAGAGCGUGCGGAAGGCCCGGCUCCUGCCGGACGGGGAGGAGACGGUGGAGUCGGAUGAUGAAAAAGACGAGCAUACUUCUAAAAAGCGCAAAGUAGAACCAGGAGAACCAACAAAGAAGAAAAAGUAGAAAACAACAAAUGACAGAUUUUGAACUGCGAAACUUCUUGAUGAAAUGGUUUUUUGGACAGAUAAGUUGAUAUUGUAAAAUAUGAAAUAUCAUCUCCAUGAAAGUACCUGUUAAUAAGUUUUGCUGCAGGAACUUUCCACUGUAAAAUUCACUUUUUAUUUAAAACUUGUAUGUAUUUAAAACUCAAAUGGUGACUUGUGAUUGUGAAGUUGACAACACUUAGAAGCAUUCUUGCUUUCACAGAACUGGUGACAUGCUUUGAGAUUUCUGUCAGAUGUUGACAUGCCAAUGUUCUAUGAACCUUUUAUAAAGGAAUGUAUUUUUAAAGUAAAUAUAAUGUAAUGUACUGUGAACUUGUAGGGUGCUUUUCAACAGUGUUUGUACAGUGUAAAUAGAUCAUGGAAAUAAAAUUACUUAUUCAAUAGUACCAUUACUGCAUUACAUUAACAUUUGAAUAUUUAUGACAGAUACUGCCUUUGCCAUGUGAUGUUAAUAGUAGGUAUUACCAUUUAGGGCUUUCCUCCUGUGUUCCGGGUGCUUUGUACAUAACAUUAUCUGUGAUCCUCAAACAGCCUAGUAAAACAGGUAUUAGUAGCCUUAUUUUAUAAUAAAGCGUAACAUCCAAGGUUACACAGCUAGUGAGCAGUGAAUUUGGGAUUUAACUCACGACACUUGAGCUCUAAAAUCAUCACGCUAAACCAUCUAUCCGCCAAUCAAAAUUUAGGAACUGUGAUUGGCAUCUUUUCCAGGUAUCCUUCUGUGGUAGGUAGUGGAGAUCCUCUCCUCACCUGAUUGUAUUGUACGUAUAUGUCUUAUAUUGUGAAAAUUCAUUGAUUUCCCUGUUACAUAGUAAGUUUGCUGAAUACAAAGAGUUGCCAGAUGUCAAAAAUAAAAAUACAGGACACACAGUUAAGUUUGAAUGUUACAUAAACAACAAAUAAUGUUUUAGUAUGUGUAAUAUUUAAAACCUAUUUAUACUGAAAAUUUGUUUACCUGAAAAUCAAAUUUAACUGGGUGUCUUAUAAUUUAUCUGCCAACCCUACUUCUACAUGUUUUCUCUACCCAGUUCCUAUUUUAAUGCUUGUAUAUAGUAAUAAUCAAGAAAACAAGAUUGUAGUCAGGAAGAUAAUAUUUGAUUUGACUUAUAUGGUCAAAUGUAGUGCUGUUAUUUGUAACAUUUUGAACAAUAAAAGGAAAAACACUGCAUCAGUCUUCCCAUGAUUCUUAGGCCUGUAAGAGACAGUGUUAAUUACAGGACACUGUAUUUAAAGUGUUAAAAACAUUAGUUUUGAAAAAUCCCCAGUCCAAUUGUUUCCCCCCAUACCGGAAGCCAGUCUUUAAAAAACUAUAAAAUUUGUUUAGUUGGGAACAUGAUCAAGUAAAUUAAAAUUUGUGUCAUUAAAAAUAUACCAGCCAUGAUGUUUUUGGAAUAAGCAAGGAACGUAACAGUAUGAUGGUUUCUAGUAUGUCUCAACUUACAAAAAAAACAAUUCUGCAGCUGCCUAUCCUCUAGGUUUAGAAAAGUAUGAAUCCCAAAAUUGAAGUAAUUGACAAAGCAAGAAACUGUUUAAGGUUGAAGUCUUUGUAUGUAAAUAAUUUGGAGGGGUAUGGCAUCAACUGGUAAAGCUUAACCCAAUGUGGCACCAAAUUAAAUGGGAUUAUAAUUAUGAGGCAAAAUGUGUGGUCUGAAUGCGUGUAUUGGUGGAACAGAUAGCUCAGAAGUUGCUGAAAUAUUACAAAAUUUUAAAAAUGACAGCAAACCAUAACCCCACCAAAAAAAAGCCCAUCAAGCCACUCUGAAAAUCUUUUAAACCUUUCGUUCCACUCCCAUUGGUUUAACUCCCAGCUUAUACCAGUUAAGACAGAAAAGCUCACUACAGCAGUCCCCAUGGGUGCUUUAAGCCUCCUUUCUACAAGGUAACAGAAUUGAGAGGAAACAUACUAUUCUUUUUGGAAGGGUUGUAUGUUUCAAUAUUUUAGGACAAGUAGUGGCCACACUUGCGAUAUUAAGCAACUUCUGGGAAUGUGCGUCUAUGAUACAUAGUUCAGGCUAGUUUUCAUAUGGGAGGGGGAAGGGAAGAUAACAAGGAAGGUUAAAUAUUUUGGAACAGUUUCAGCCAUUUGUAUCUUGAGUUUCUUUUCAAAACAUGGCCAAUUAAUGGGGAGGGAGGUGGAUUUCUUCACCUUCCACAGAAAUAUCCCUGGUUGGAAAGUAGACUUUCGUGGCACUUUCUACAUCUGUCACCUCAUUAGAGAAUGGAUUCUUUACCCCUUCAGAGAUGUUUUGGGAACAUGUUUGCUUAGGGUGUCCAUGUGGGUUCUCAGGUAAGGAGCUGCUUAGUUUAGGGAUAAUCCAGUGUAAAAGCUUAGAAAAACCCAUAUAGAUAAGAAAAAUCCUCUAUAAUCAAAUUGCUUCUUUGUUAGAUAAUCAAAUCACGUGAUAUUUCUGAUUGUUUGCACAUCUUUAGGAUAAGGAAGUUGUAUCAGGCAUGAAGAACUUUUUUGUAUAAGGAUAAAAUUGAGAAAAGAACUUAAGCAUUUUUGGGUCAUGUUGUAAAAUUUAAAGUGUAAAUAGCCUUAUAGAGCUUUGUGGAAAACAUUCUAAUUGGAAUCAAAGAGCAUUGUUGAGAAAAUCGACACUACUUUUUAGCCAUUAAAAUCAUUUCCAAAUGAGAGGAGGGACAAUUAAAAUAUGAAUGAACUGAUGCAGCUUUGGACAUGACCUACAUAUAUAUAAAACAUGUUGCCACAUGAUUGAGAUCACAAAGCCCUACCAGAGAUAUUUGAAAAAUGUGAUAAUUUUAUAGAUAUUUGAAUGAACUUGGCAACUCAACUUGAUAGGUCAAAACUGAUGCAUUUAAAUUCACAGCUGGACUUAAAAUGUAUCGUUGGUGGAAUUUUGGAUUUUAGAGUUUUGUAUCCAUACAGAACUGCUCCCCUGUUUUACUCUCCAUGAUCACUUAGUACAGGAGUGCCAGGCAGACAGUCCUACAAAAGGGUGUGAAAUUCCCAGCAAGUGUUUUGUUGAACUUUUCAUUACGUUCUGAAGCUUUCUCUCUCUCCUUCCACUUAGCUUUCCCAAUUUGAAGCAUGGCAAACUUUAAUGCAGGAGAAAAAAAAAGAUACCAAGAAGCAUUUGUAUGAAUUGCCCCCAGAGGUAGAACUUUCAGGCUGUUUUGUUUAUUGAUGAGCAAUGCCUGGCACAUAGUAGGCACUCAAUGUAACUGCUAACUGUUGAUGGUAAGCUGAAUUCCUCACCCCAGGCUUAGGGGUGAUCCAGCAGAGGUUUGUGUUUUCAGUUAUAUGUGCCAAUAAAUCUUGACAGUUUAAACCAA
This is a messenger RNA of Myotis davidii, 3866 nucleotides long. It is a transcript of the gene CUNH1orf52, whose product is annotated as chromosome unknown open reading frame, human C1orf52. The transcript has 3 exons. The record is from RefSeq and is a predicted model, not a curated record. Bases 67 to 531 code for a protein of 154 amino acids. Lineage: Eukaryota; Metazoa; Chordata; Mammalia; Chiroptera; Vespertilionidae.